GAGAAGAAUAAAUAUAUUAAUACUAUAAAACAAUAAAAAUAUAGAACAAAUUUGUUAUGCAAACAAUGAGUUGUUGAACCAUCAUUAUGAGACACUUGUAUGCAACCAAACCUCUACUCCAGAUAGAGGCAAUUUGAGAGAGAGAGAUCCAGAGAGAGAUCCAGAGAGAGAGACCCAGCGAGAGAGAGAGACUGGCUGGUUUAAAAGAGAGAGAGAGAGACUUGAUCCAGUAGGUGGCGCUAACACUCAUUGCAAACACACUCAUAUGUCUCUUCAGGGAAUCUGAUGAAGUAUGUGCAAUUUGGGACCGAUUGCUCAAACUUCAUUUUCACACCGACCACUAGUUGGCGCUAUCACUAUUAGUGUGUAUGCAGUGAUAGCGAUAGCCUAGACUUGAUCAGGUGUUGUCUCUGAUCAUGUGACAGAAUUUUGGAACCAAUUGCUCAAACUUCAUUUUCACUGUCCAUGACUCCAUGGAAAGUAAUAUGUCACAGAGUCAUUGUCAGUUAUCUGAAUUCAUAUAAAUACUGAAGACACGAGAAUAAAACUUGGUUAAAUUAAUAGGUAAGUGUCUGUCUGUUGAGUACAGCCUUGUUUGUCAGUUAUCUAGUAUAUGCAACAAAAUCAGCUGCCUCUCAACUGGGUGUCAACAAAGGAAUCUGCCUUUACAUCAGUGGCCAUUUCUGUUGACCUCUAAGAGCUACUGCUACCAAGAUUUAACCCUGCACUUACUGCAUUUCCAUUGGCUGAUAGAAACACCGCUCAGGGAACUAACUGGGACUCCUCUCCAGAGUCGAGUCAAGUUCAUUGAUUUAAACUGGUUUACGAGUGUCAGAGUUGAGAGGAAUAAACUUAACAACGUCACUGCAAACAUGGUAAAACCUAGCUUGCGAACCAAAGCUAAGAGUCACCUUGAUGCUACAGACCGGUCGGUUACUGUGCAGUGUUACUGCUCUUGUGUUGUCACUGAUGCUGACGUGUGCGUUCUCACAGGCUGAGAAGAGACACUGCUGGGACCUGAGGAGGGCGAUGGAUAAGCGCCUCGCUGACGAGCGGCACAGAAUGCAGGCGGCUAAGAUUUGUGAAGGAGAUCGGCAGCUCCUUGCCGUAAUGAAGCAGGAGGUGGGCAGGCAGGAGAGGAGGAGACUCAUUUGGCAGGCUGGGGACGUAAUAAAGAGAAUAAAGCCACUUGAAAAAAAGGAGAGGUUAGCUAAAGAGCUGGAGCUUCAGCAGUACAUCGAAGAGAACAGUUUGAAGCUUCGAGAAUUGGAGUUGAAUCUGAAAUAUGCAUCUCUGAACAAGGAGAGAGCUGCACUGAUUUCAGAGCAGGAGGCCAUGCGGUCUAAUACCAUGAAACUGGAGGCUACAGAAGAGUGACAGAGGGAGGCGCUGCUGGGACAGACAGAUGAAGAAGAGAGAAAGAGCUCCAGUGUGGGAAUCAUGAAUCAUUUUACACAGCCUCAUUCCUUCUGCUGAUCAAACAAGUGUUUGAUCAUCAGUGUAUCUUGAUUCAUUCUUUAAAUAAAUCUUUAAUACAAAGGGAGAUUUUUGUUCCAGAACAUUGUUCUCUGAAGAUAGCCAGGUCAUGAUUAGGUUCUGUAGGUCAACAAGUCAUUGAAGAGAAUUGUUGGGAACAAUGUUUGGUUUCAGUUGCAGAAAGUACGACAGGAAUGUGUUCAGCAGCUGCUAGAGUCAAAUAUUCAGAUUCAUUUUAGUAAAACAAGAUUUCAAGAUUCCCUUUGUGAGUGCCAAUGCUCACACAGCAUCACACUUUCUCAUCUCUCCCAUCAACAUGGGAUCAACAUGAGAACAAGCUGGUCACAAAUAACACACGCAAACAAUCUCUUUAUCUUUACACACAGUAUAAAACGUAGACUUGACCUAGAUUUUUCCCCCCAGUCACUUUAUUUGCAAUACAUAUAGAAUAUAUAGACAAUACAUUUUUGAAUAAAAGAUCUAUAUUAUAAAAUAUGACUCAAUUGAAAUCAGGAGUGUACACCGACCCGAGCUGCACCCAGCAUGUGAACCACGGGGUGUUGGCUGUGGGCUACGGGUCUCAGAG
Molecule: messenger RNA, 2062 nt
Organism: Pleuronectes platessa (European plaice)
Lineage: Eukaryota; Metazoa; Chordata; Actinopteri; Pleuronectiformes; Pleuronectidae
Product: meiosis-specific nuclear structural protein 1
Exons: 4
Coding region: 916-1377 (153 amino acids)
Source: RefSeq, a predicted model, not a curated record